AUGGAACAGUCGAGUUUUGUCAAGACUGAGAAUUUACCAUGGACCGAUAUUGAGUUAUUUGAUGGUGUCGAAUUGAAAAUACCUUUUGGAUUUAAAGUGGGUAGUGAAAGUGGAAUUGUCUUCUUGUUUAGUCCCAUUCAGCAAUGUUAUCAAGACGUUAUUUGUGAUAAUUUUAUGAUUCAACUUUUAGUGACUGAUUCGUCACUUGUUAAAGUUGCAACUUCGAUUCAAAAUCAAUUUAGAGAAAAGAAACAAUUAGAAUUGGUCGAAGAUUUAGAAUUGAUUGAUUUGGAACUUGGUUCUACAUUAAUUUAUGGCUAUCGAUUUGAAGUGAAAUUUGUCGAAGAAAUCAAAGGUUCAGUGAAUACUAGGAAUGUGUCACAACUGGUCGUCGUAUUUAACGGAGUAGAUGCUGGACAAAAAUUUGUAUUUACAUAUACAAGCACUACGGGACUACCUUGUCGAUCUCUCUUUCUUCAAAUGAUUGAAACCUUCUCUAGUUAG
Messenger RNA from Naegleria lovaniensis, 504 nucleotides. RefSeq lists its product as uncharacterized. The record is from RefSeq and is a predicted model, not a curated record. NCBI's taxonomy places the organism in Eukaryota, Heterolobosea, Eutetramitea, Acrasida, Naegleriidae. The coding region runs from base 1 to 504 and encodes 167 amino acids. The transcript has a single exon.